UAUAGCCAGCGUGGGUUCUAAAAGUUUUACUUCACAGUCUUACAUUACCUCAAUCAGAACCAUUCACAAUGGUAAGAGUUUAAUAGUUUACUAGUUUAAAUUUCGCUAAAAACACUAAAGUAUUGAAAUAACAUCGAUGUGAACAUAUGAUUUUUAUAUGACCGCAAUAUAGUUAUGAGUCAAUCAACGGGUGCUUUCCGAAUCCUUUUAAUAUCCUGUUUCACUCUUUACUUCUUCGGGAAAGCUGACUGCAGUUCAGUCGUAAAUGUUGGCGAAACCCAAAUCGUUGGACAAACCGUUUAUGCUGGCGAAAGGAUUGUAAACCAGUUUUUGGCAGUACCUUAUGCUGAAGCACCCACUGGAUCAUUGCGCUUCAAGAAACCCGUUCCCCGCAGAUAUCUUCCAGAUUUGUACUAUGCUUUUAACCAACCUCCAGCAUGCUGGCAAAAAUCCAUGUACCCAUUUCCUUGGUAUGAUGCCUCGCCAUACAAGGACGAAGACUGCCUGUACCUCAAUAUUUGGGUUCCAGAACACGCUAGUUCCACCAAUAAGAAGGCAGUGAUCUACUUCAUCCACGGGGGUGGAUUCAGAUUUGGAUCAAUUAGACAGAGUGACUACAAUGCGGCAGGUUUAGCUGCUCACGGUGAUGUAGUUGUAGUGACUGUUAAUUACCGAGUGGGAUCUUUCGGGUUUUUGACAUCUGGCACUGAAGAUGCGCCUGGUAACAUUGGACUAUACGAUAUACUGGAAGGCCUAAAAUGGGUCAAUAAAAACAUUGAAGCUUUCGGUGGUGACUCAUCCAGAAUUACACUCGCUGGUCAAGGAGCCGGAUCCACUGCUGCUGGCAUACUGACCACCUCUCCUCUCGCCGAAGGCCUGUUCCAAAGAGUCAUCAUGGAAAGUGGAUCUCCGGCUUACCCAGACAAAGACAGCAUUAAAACGAACUUGGAUAUCAGUCAGAAGGUUGCAGAACGUCUGUACUGCGCCAAUAGAACACACACCAUCCAAACGAACCCCGAUGAAGUGUUGAAAUGUCUGAGGAGUGUUAGUCCACAAAUGCUAACAGAUGUCACUGCGAGCAUGCAUCCUUUGUCGAGUGAACUCUAUAUUCCGCAAUUUGGUGGCGAGCUGCUGCCACAGGAUCCUCUAAAAGCUAUUCAAAAAGAAAAUUUCACCUGCACUGAUCUUCUUAUCGGAAAUACCCGUGAUGAAGGUUCUUAUAUUCUCACAACUCAAUAUCCUACUGUUUACGGAUUUUUCGGCGCUCUGGUGCCAAGUAUCAACAAGACACUUGGUAAAAGACAGAUCAAAGGUAUAUUGUCAGAAUUCAACGAUCGAAAUGCCAUUGCUCAACAUUAUUUGCCUGAGUCGCUUCCAGAAAACGAGGACGGCACCGUUCGUACACAAGUUUACACGGCCUUGGGCGAUGCUACAGUGGUUUGUCCAGAAAUGUUUUAUGCAGAGCAAUGUGCUAAGAUGGGUGGCGAUGUAUAUUACUAUAUAUGGAAUCACAGGCCAACCAAUUCCGUAUGGUUCCCAUGGAUGGGCGUAGCGCAUGGCACUGAAGUUGAAUUUGUAUUUGGUUUGCCACUGUUGCAUCCAUACACUUUCCUACCAGAUGAAGCGACGUUGAGUAAGAAUAUCAUUGAUAUAUGGGCCAGCUUCGCAAGAGACGGGAGACCCAAUAUUCUUUGGCCUGAAUACUCUAAACAAAACCCACGAGUUAAAGUUCUGGGAGCCGGAGCAAAUCAGCAAACGGAUCAAAACGGCUUCCAUCAAGAAAAUUGCAAUUUUUUUAGAUCGUAUUUUGGAUUUGAGUAACAUGUCACUUUUCAAAAAUGUGAUAUAAUUAAUUAUAAUGUAAUAAUUGUUUUUAAAAAAAUUCGUAAAAAUACAAUAUGGAGAAAAUAAAGAUUUAUUUGAUGAUUUA
Molecule: messenger RNA, 1930 nt
Organism: Argiope bruennichi
Lineage: Eukaryota; Metazoa; Arthropoda; Arachnida; Araneae; Araneidae
Product: acetylcholinesterase-1-like
Exons: 6
Coding region: 175-1821 (548 amino acids)
Biological process (GO): acetylcholine catabolic process; choline metabolic process
Cellular component (GO): plasma membrane
Molecular function (GO): acetylcholinesterase activity
Source: RefSeq, a predicted model, not a curated record